Molecule: messenger RNA, 1249 nt
Organism: Sander lucioperca (pikeperch)
Lineage: Eukaryota; Metazoa; Chordata; Actinopteri; Perciformes; Percidae
Gene: vps26c
Product: VPS26 endosomal protein sorting factor C
Exons: 8
Coding region: 222-1115 (297 amino acids)
Biological process (GO): intracellular protein transport
Cellular component (GO): endosome
Source: RefSeq, a predicted model, not a curated record
GACUCCGUCCAGGAAGUAUUUUUGGCUGAGAUGACGCAUUUAUUUUUGAAAGAUUUGGACCGGAAGUCGUAUUGUUGGUUGUUGCUGCCGAGCGGAACACAAACCAGAGGAGGGUAAAAGAGGAUGUAAACAUAAGACGAUGUUUGUAUGUUUGUAUUAACAAAAGGAGGCUGGCUGGGACCAUUUAUUUUAAAUGUCUGUCUGAUGUGCGAUUGUCAGAGAUGAGCGUCACUUUGGAUAUAAGACUGAAAAGAGCGAACAAAGUUUACCAUGAAGGGGAAGUGCUGGCCGGUGUCAUCCUGCUGGUGUGUAAGGAGGCGAUGCAGCACCAUGGCAUCUCUCUGAGCAUGGAGGGGCUGGUGAACCUGCAGCUCAGCUCCAAGAGCGUCGGCGUCUUCGAGGCUUUCUACAACUCUGUCAAGCCCAUCCAGCUGAUCAGCAGUAACAUCGAGGUGGCCAAGGCAGGAAAGAUCCCAGGAGGCAAGACUGAAAUCCCCUUUGAGUUCCCUCUGAACACGAAAGGCAACAAAGUGCUGUACGAAACCUACCACGGCGUCUUCGUCAACAUUCAGUACACCCUCCGCUGUGACAUGAAGCGCUCUCUGCUGGCCAAAGACCUGAGCAGGAACUGUGAGUUCAUCGUGCACUGUCAGCCCCAGAAAGCUAAAGUUGUCCCCACUCCGGUUAAGUUCACCAUCACUCCAGAUACGCUGCAGAACACCCGUGAGAGGAGUUUACUGCCAAAGUUUCUGGUCCGAGGCCAUUUAGACGCCACCAACUGUGUGAUCAGCCAGCCGCUGACCGGAGAGGUGGUGGUGGAGAACUCUGACGUCCCCAUCAAGAGUAUUGAACUGCAGCUCGUGCGAGUAGAGACCUGCGGUUGUGCUGAGGGUUACGCCAGAGAUGCCACGGAGAUCCAGAACAUCCAGAUAGCUGAAGGCGAUGUCUGCCACGGCCUCCCUAUUCCCAUCUACAUGGUGUUCCCCAGGCUGUUCACCUGCCCCACACUGGAGACCACCAACUUCAAAGUCGAGUUUGAAGUCAACGUUGUCCUCGUGCUUCAUGAUGAUCACCUCAUCACGGAGAACUUCCCUCUGAAGCUGUGCAGAAUCUGAAACCCUGAAGUCACAUCAGCACUGGAUGCUCCCAACAACACAAGGACUUUCUGUAUAAUGCAACAGUUCCUCUAAUAAUGCUUGUUAUCUGACUUUAUAAAUAAACCUGAUUUUCUGUCAAUAAUAUACGUGAA